Ruditapes philippinarum (Manila clam) is the source of this 3389-nucleotide messenger RNA. RefSeq names its product monocarboxylate transporter 4-like. Lineage: Eukaryota; Metazoa; Mollusca; Bivalvia; Venerida; Veneridae. Gene Ontology annotation, biological process: transmembrane transport; monocarboxylic acid transport. Gene Ontology annotation, molecular function: monocarboxylic acid transmembrane transporter activity. Bases 360 to 1940 code for a protein of 526 amino acids. The transcript is spliced from 6 exons. The record is from RefSeq and is a predicted model, not a curated record.
GCUGGAAGCUUGAAUUCAGGGAAACUUAAAAUCAAUACUCUCUGCAAGCUACGGUUAGAUAAAACACCAAAUGUGCGUUAUAAUUUGCCGCAAAGACAAGAAAUCGAAUAAAGUUCUAUAAAUAUAAUACUUUACAUAGUAUGAAAGAUAAAUUGCGUCUGUUUCAUUUUUACUAUAUUUGUCAUUGGAUUGUAAGGUUGAAUUGUAAUGCACAGAGUUUGCAAAUGUUGACUGGUAAAUGAUGUAAGAUUUACAUAUAUCAGUGAAAUGGAGGUCUUAAAUUCAUUUUUGAUACGCCUAAAAUUAUGGAAUUGCACUUAACGUCUAGAAUGGGCACGUGACAUAUUUCUCUUAUCGCCAUGACACCGAUGAUGUCGCAAAUGGAGGAGUUGGAUAGAGGAUGGUCAUGGGUUGUACUCAUUUCAUCAUUCGGAUAUUUUAUGAUAUUCGGACUGUUUUUGUACGGUAUUGGAAUGGUUCACGCUGUUUUACUGGAUGAAUUCUCUGGAAAGUCGGCCUCAACAGCCUGGGCUGGAAGUUUGUAUGCAGCCUUGGUGUCCUUAGGAGGUCCAGUUUCUAGUAUCAUCAUCGACAAGUUUAGCUGCAGAUCCGCCAUGUUUAUAGAUGGGCUCCUUACCACCGUCGGUUGCCUAGCCACGGCAUUCAGUCCGAACUUAACCUUGUCUAUCUUCACAUAUGGAAUAUUAGCUGGGUUUGGUGGCGGUAUUGGCUACACGGCGACAAUGGUUGUGGUUGGAUUCAACUUCCGGCGAUGGAGGAACACUGCUCUUGGUAUCGCAGUAUCAGGCGUCGGUGUAGGCACUUGUAUUCUUACGCCUGUUAUGGAAGUGCUACGUGACUUCUAUGGCAACGCAGGAUAUUUUAUAAUAAUGGCUGGAAUUGGAUUUCACAAAUGUCUUUUUGCUGUGUUAUGUAAACCUUCAAGAUUAGAAUUAGCCAGACAAGAUUCUAUACAGACAGAAGACGAAGAAAAAAUUACCAAACGACAGCUUAUGAAACACUAUGCAAAGGUGUAUACUAAUAAACUAAUCGUCUGUUUCUCGCUCAGUUUGAUGUUGUUUAGUAUAGGAACAUAUAUGAUAUUUUUACAUCUGCCGCAUUUUACAAUGACUAAAGGGCACAGUCAUCUAGCUGCAACUGCUCUAAUUUCAUCUUGCGGGUUUGCGACAAUCGUAGCACGGGUGAUGACGUCAAUGAUAUCAGAGACUAAGAAUAUCGACGAAGUAGUUCUAUAUUCAGGAUCAUUCGGCUCACUAGCACUAGGAACUUUUUUAUUUCCCCUUUAUUCUCGGACAUAUACGGGUUUAGUUGUAUAUUCUCUUUUAUUGGGUGCCUAUUUUGGCGGGUGCUAUGCAGUAAUGAACAGUAUAAAUAUUAAAUUAGUAGGAAUCAAGUAUUUAUCAAUAGCCACUGGUAUGGAGCUCAUUUUCUGUGCUGUUGGAACAGCCCUUGGACCUGUGAUAACUGGUUUGAUCGUGGACAAAGGUGGAACAUAUGAUCAUGCCUUUAUGAUAGCAGCUUUCAUUAUUUUAAUUGGUGCAGCACUUGGUAUGGCCACAGUAGUGUUUCAGCCAAACGGUGACUCUCCAAACCCUCCUGACGUGGACUUUGUUGUCACGAAUAACGGUGACGUCAUCAAUGAAACGUGCACCGCAUCUUCCAUGAUCGCUAGUAGCAACAGCAAACAAGGAAAACAAAGCAAUGUUGACAUGGAAGAAAAACAGGAUUCAGAAUGCCAAGAAUUCUCUGCGGAACAAAAGCUCACGUGUUCCGGAAGUGGUUGCCUGGCAGCAUCAAAUCAAAUUGGGUGUAACAAUUAUACUGAUUCAGAUUGUGAACCGUUGAAUUUUACCGAAGAAAUACAACGACUUUUGCAUGGGGAAGAGAUCAAAUUUAUAGAUGAAAAUGAUGAUUUGUGAUGUAGAUCUUAAUCUAGAUUUGUUUAUAAUACCAAGCAAUGAAAUACUUUUGAAAUUAUAGAAUAGUGAUAUAUAUUGAAGUUCAAAGAAACAAAGACAUUUAACGUACAGAAGUGUAUAGAGGCGAAAUAAUUCUCGUAACGAGAGGUGUUCAACAGUGUUAAAGACAUAUUUUUAAACAAUCAAGCAAAAUGACAAAAACAAACUAGAAAUAAAAAGCGUUACAAAAGUAGUAAAUCGUGGCCUUCAAUGGUCUUAUAAGAAUGAUGAAGUUUUCUUCGUCAAACUAGUAUGAAAUUAUAGCAAGCACUUUACAUCUUUAAACUUUGGACUAGUCCUUAAUGAAAUUAGUAAACACUUAACAACAAGUUUUGGACAAUUACGAAAGAGGUGUUUUCUUUGGCUUUCUAAAUAGUUGAGGCUAUAUAUAUGGGCAUGUAUUGCAAGAUCUAUUAGGAUUAUUGAGUAGAUUUAAUUGGUUGAUGUGAAAUAUUACGGAAGCAUCUAAAAGUUUCACGUCAUGUCAACUUGUUUCUUCUCGUUUUGACCAAAUACAUUCCAUGAAGACGUUAUGAUUAAUACGUAAUACAUAAAACAUUCCGUGAAGACGUAAUGAUUUAUACGUAAUACGUAGAAGUUUUUAAUCAUUGCAAAAAAAAAUUGUUGAGUUACGUGAGCUAUUUGUCAAUGCGAGUAACGUCUUUGCGUCUUACUUAAUAUUUCAGCAAAGUCGUGAAAUCAAGUAGUUUCGACAGGAUUUUUGUCGAAGAGACAAAAGCUUCAAGCAAAUCGACAAAAAUGCAGUUGCAAUGCCUAAAAGCUUCUCAUAUUUGUCAGUUAAUUUUAUUGAGAAAUGCAAAAACAUCUUAUCAAUGCGAAUAGAAAUAAGUUGACUUGGCGCAAAACAUCUCACCGACUGUAGGCCUAGAUACGCUUCCGUAGAAAUAUAUCUCACUGUGAAAAAUGAGAAAUUUAAGAUGAUUUUAGUAUCGUAUAACGUAAGUGUAAACAUAUAAUAAAAAAGAAGAUUCUGAAUGAAGAAAAAAGAUUCUAUAUUAUCAAUAUCACAUUAAUUCUUUAGAAGCAUCCAGUAUAAUAGUUUUUUAGAGUUUUUUUUUAGCUUUAUGUGAAAUACAUUGACUGAUAUUACUUUUAUCUCACUUUUAUAGUCCUAUAUUCCAUAAGUGAGCAAAUACAACAAAAACUGUUGCACAUGGAUUGAUUUAACAUAGCCGUGGUUUUAAUUUAUACGUAGAUACUAAUACUUAUCAUUACCGAAUUAUAUCAUGUAUAUUCUUAUCUAUUUAUGAUAUUUAUUUAUUUUUAGUUGUUAAUUUAUUACGGAAUAUAGAUCCAUGUACAUAAUAGUUUGUCUAGAAUUUAUCUACAUGUUUUAUAUUGAUUUAAUAUGUUCUACACAUACAUAGUUAAAAUAUUAAUAAGAGACGU